UCACAGAAGAAGAAAGUGCAGGUCGGUAGCAAGUUAGCUCAGUACAGUGUCCACAGUUGUAAAAAUGAUUAAUUAAAAGCCUAUUUUACUAUUUUAGGACACGUGAGUAAAAAUCUCGUGGAGACUGGAUACGUGUCGUGGGGACUGGAUAAAGUCGUGGAUACUGAGGAAACACCGCGGUUAUGGAUCAUCAGAGGUUCAGUCAGUGCAAACAGCAGAGUCUAAACAAAGUGGACCUGAGUAAAAAAGGCAGCGUAGACGAGGACAUCGAGACAGUGGUUUCUCUGAUCAAUAACCGUGAUCAGUUCUUCACCACCAGCUCCUGCUCCGGGAGAAUCAUCGUCAUCGACGGGGCCCCAGAGGGCAGCGAUGUGCAGAAGCAGAAUUGUGCUUGGUUAUAUGUCUCACACAAGAAGUGCACAUCAUACGACCUGGUUUCUGCUCUGGACAAGUCCAGCAGAGACGCUGUGCUCAAGUUUGAGCCCUUCAUUCUCCAUGUUCAAUGCAGGAGGUUAGAAGAUGCUCAGCUCAUGCACUCGGUGUCCAUCAACUCUGGCUUCAGGAAUUCUGGUCUCACUGUCAGCAAGGCGGGAAAGAUCAUCGCGGCCGUCCGUAGCACCCAUGGCCUGGAGGUUCCACUGACCCGUGAGGGAAAGCUCCUGGUUGGACGUGACUACGUCCAUUUCCUGACGCAGGUAGCCAAUCAGAAGAUGGAGGAGAACCUCAGACGGAUCCACAGGUUCCAUGAGAACCUGCAGUCGGCUUUGAUCUCAGAAGAACUACAGGAAGUCCUCCCAGCGUCUCCCAGUUCCCAGGAAGCACGGCGUCCACCUGAAGGACAGGAGGCAGAGACGGACGAAAAGCAGCAGAACAAAACAAGCGUGUACCAACGCAGGAGGAGGAGAGAACAUCAUCAGACUGAAUGUGGCCACAGUGACGGUACUGGUAGCGUUCAAGAAGAGCCGGAUGUCUGUCUGGAUCUGUUUACAUAAAAUGGUGGUGCCGCACAACGUGUGUUAUCAUCUUUACAAGUACUUUAUUAUUGCUUAUUAUUAUUUAUGACAAAGUUCCAGCCCUUAAAAUCACAUAAUGAGUCCACUGACUGUUUUAAAUACCAUUUCUGUAUCAAAGCUGCUACAAGAAGAAAUAUAUUUUUAUAACUCAUUUCUUUUCUAUUAUUUUACAUAUUAAAUUAUCCUUACUCUUUUUUUUUAUUGACGCUAAAUACAAUAAAUGAUGAAAAUAAUCUCAAAUGUGAAGUUAAUGUUAUUAAAUGGACAAACUGCA
This is a messenger RNA of Solea senegalensis (Senegalese sole), 1287 nucleotides long. It is a transcript of the gene tyw3, whose product is annotated as tRNA-yW synthesizing protein 3 homolog (S. cerevisiae). Bases 183 to 992 code for a protein of 269 amino acids. Gene Ontology annotation, cellular component: cytoplasm. NCBI's taxonomy places the organism in Eukaryota, Metazoa, Chordata, Actinopteri, Pleuronectiformes, Soleidae. The transcript has 6 exons. Gene Ontology annotation, biological process: tRNA methylation. Gene Ontology annotation, molecular function: tRNA methyltransferase activity. The record is from RefSeq and is a predicted model, not a curated record.